AUACUUUAAAUGAUCAAGACCUGGGACACGUAAAUAAGUUUUGAAAAGACAUGAAGUUCAUCCAUUUUCUUGUUAUCAUCUUGUCAAUCUCAUGGGUGCAUUCUGCGACUAAGUUUGUCUUGGUGGGCAGUCUGGGUGACCUGGCAAAGAAAUAUCUCUGGUCAGCUUUAGAGGAGAAUGUUUGGAACUCGGAUAAAGAGCUGGAAAUAUAUGGAGCCAGUAGGAACCCUGUUCCAGAGGGACAGUUGAAAUUAGCUGAGAUAUUGGAUAAAUUGCCAAAACGUUAUUCGCCCCUGGACGGUCUGGAAGAAAAGUUAAAUGCAGCUUUCAGCAAACUUCCUGAUGGAAACAAGAUUUUAUCAGAGAGUAAAGAAACAGCCAAUGUUAUACUUCAAAAACUGAAUGUAUUUGGAGAAAAUCUCAAAGAGAAAACAAAUGGUUUGUUUAAUAAGUUAACUCAGCCCCAUAGUGAGAUGAAAAAUGAUUUUUCUCUACUUUUCAAUGCCAUUUCUGAUGUUGGGGAGAAAGUUUUCGAUGGCGGACAAGAUGCUCUUGGUAAAUUUCUCCCUGAAUUUAAUAAGGUUGUUGAUGAUUUUGCUAAAAAAUCGCCAAAGUCAUCGGAGGAACUGAUGUCAGCUAUUAAGAUUCUUCUCAAACACAGUCAGGGCCGGUUGUCUGAAAGUAAAGAUGCUGCAAUUGGUUUCCUUAAUGGUAUCUUAAUGGCAGGUACGCCAUUUCAAGACAGAGUCACCUAUCUCCAACUUAAAACUGAUGCUCACUUUGCAGAUUUUUGUGGGGAUGUAAAAAAUGGGCUGGUAAUAUUCUACCUUUCCAUUCCUCCUUCAGCUUAUAUUACUACAUCUGAGAUGAUCUCAAAGCACUGUAGAAAAGAUGGGGUCACACUUAGGGUUGCAUAUGAGAAACCGUUUGGUUACGGAUUGGACUCAGCUGAACAACUCUUCUCCUCCCUUGAUCGUCUAAUCGGAAACGAUAAUAUCUACCUAAUUGAUCAUUAUCUUGGAAAAUCUAUCACACAACAAAUUCCUCUCCUGAGAAGAUCAGAUAAAGAGAUUGAAGCGCUGCUAAACAAUGAUAAUGUACAGAGUAUUCAUGUUCGUCUUCUUGAAGAGGUGGACUGCGAAGGACGCGCUGGGUACUAUGACAAAAGUGGUGUUUUUCGUGAUAUGUUACAAAACCAUGCUACUGAACUUCUAACUCUAAUCACUGCAGAUGUCAAUAGACCUGACUUUGCUGCUGCAAAAUCCGAGGUUUUGAAGUCGCUGACAAAGCCAAAUAAGCACCAAGUUGUGGUGGCUCAGUAUCAUAGUUACCGAGAACAUGUGGGCGGCAAGUCAUUGACACCAACGUUUGCUUCAGUUUUGUUUUUGUCUGAUUUAAGUCGUUGGGAAGGGGUCCCCCUAAUUUUGACUUCUGGUAAAUCGCAGAAUUCUGAUAAAAAAGAUAUUGAGGUCAAUCUCAAAUCAGGCGGUAGGCUUCACAUCAACUUCAAGCCUCCUGAAAUUAAACUGAAUGGCAGAAGCCUGCUACCUGAGUCCUUUACCGCUGCAAGUAACAGCUACGUAACCCUUCUGAGCAACGUCCUGGAUGGCAACAAGACUCUUCUCCCCGACAUCAACACAGUCCUUGCUUCUUGGAAUAUCUGGGAUCACGUGAUCAACCUAAAACACAGUCUCCUACUCCAUCCCAACCACAAAAACAUGGCAGUGAGUAACUUUGGCAAGUUUCUAAUAGCUGGAUACACUGAAAACCCCAUGGAAGAAGAGCAUAUCAAGUUUUUUAACAAAGCGUUCAUGGUAAGCGACCACGAGGAGCACCUGUACGAGCAUGUGGUCCAUGAUAUUGUGCGGGUUAUUGGGGAGACUUUAGAGGGCUCAGACAAAGUUCACAUAGCUGUAAGUGGAGGUAGCACUAUUCUGGGGGUUUACAAAUAUUUGGUAGCUUAUUCCAGUAAGAAGAAUCUGCCGUGGAAGAAGGUUCAUAUUUGGCAGGUGGAUGAACGGUGUGAAGCUGCACAUGCUAAUGCUAGGGAUUUAAAGGAGUUCUUGUUAGGUGACAUUCCGGACAUUUCUCCGUCUCAAGUGCAUUUUAUGCCAGUUUCUGAAGCUGGCUGUGGUGACAUAUCUGCAUACCAGAAGGAGUUUUUAUCUGCUAAUCCCAAAGGAAAGUUUAACUAUAUAAUUCUUGGCUUAGGAAGUGAUGGUCACACAGCGUCUUUAUUUCCCAGUUCUAAACCAAUCUCAAAGACUGCAGAUUUCAAACACGUUGAGGUUGAUACGGGAAUCUCGCCUGGGAGAAUGACAGUCACAUUUGAUCUGAUCAAUAGAUCUGAUUGGGUGUCGAUAUUGGUAACAGGAUCUGAUAAAAGAGAUAUUAUCAAAGAUAUCAAACAGGGAAAGAAGUUCCCAGUUUCUGAGGUUGUUAAUGCUCAGUUGACGUGGUUCAUUGACGAAAUUCUGCUUUAAAAUGUUAAAACCGAUCUUUUGUUAUUGUUCCGUUACCGCUGUAUUGAGUUUUUACAUGUUUUUUUACAUGUUUUUCAUUUUGUUUUUGACUAACUCAGACCCAUUUAGAUGAAUUAUGUUUUGUUGAUUGUAUUUUGUUUCAGUUUAGUUUUAGCUUGAUUUUUUUCCUUUUGAAGUUGUGAUGAUAUAUUGUAAAUAAUUGUUAUAUAUAUAUAUAUAUAUACUUGAAUGAAAUAUAUCAAUUGACAUAUUAAU
Molecule: messenger RNA, 2738 nt
Organism: Bolinopsis microptera
Lineage: Eukaryota; Metazoa; Ctenophora; Tentaculata; Lobata; Bolinopsidae
Product: GDH/6PGL endoplasmic bifunctional protein-like
Exons: 1
Coding region: 51-2483 (810 amino acids)
Biological process (GO): glucose metabolic process; pentose-phosphate shunt; pentose-phosphate shunt, oxidative branch
Cellular component (GO): endoplasmic reticulum
Molecular function (GO): glucose-6-phosphate dehydrogenase activity; NADP binding; 6-phosphogluconolactonase activity
Source: RefSeq, a predicted model, not a curated record